Molecule: messenger RNA, 393 nt
Organism: Fraxinus pennsylvanica
Lineage: Eukaryota; Viridiplantae; Streptophyta; Magnoliopsida; Lamiales; Oleaceae
Source: the annotation of a GenBank genome assembly
AUGGGAAAUUCUCUUAGGAGCAGCUCUGUCUCUACCUCAAACGAGGAAGCCAUAUCUUUGCCUAUUGACACCAUUUUCAAGCUUCCUUCUCCAUUGCCCUCUUGGCCAUCAGGUGGUGACUUUGCUAGUGGUGAGAUCGACCUGGGAGGACUCCGAGUGCGCCAAGUAUCAUCUUUCAACAAAGUUUGGUCGACAUAUGAAGGUGGAUCAGACAACCUUGGUGCAACGGUUUUCGAGCCAUCUGAAGUACCAGAUGGAUUUUCCAUGUUUGGUUGCUAUGCCCAACCGAAUAACCAACCACUUUUUGGUUGGGUUUUGGUGGGAAAAGAUGAUUCAGAAUUGGACGUUCAUGAAGAAAUGAUGAUAGCUGCAUUGAGUUUGUCCUCUACAUAA